CAAGGAAAAGAUCCUCCGCCCACCUCUGUAGAAGUGAGAAGAGGAGAGAGAGGAGAGAGAAGAGAAACGAAGUGGAUCGAGAGAGAGAGAGAGAGAGAGAGAGAGAGAGAGAGAGAGUAGAAGGAAGAGAUGGGGAUGGAGAUGGAGAUGGAGAUAUUGGGGAUGAACUUCACGUGCGUGGUGGGGGCGGUGUCGGCGGGGCAGAUCCCGGCGAGGGAUUGCGUGCUCCCCCUCGUCUCCAAGCUCCUCGGCUACUGCAUCGUCGCCGCAUCCACCACCGUCAAGCUCCCCCAGAUAAUGAAAAUUUUGAAGCACAGUAGUGUCAGGGGACUUAGUGUUGCAGCCUUUGAGCUUGAAGUUGUCGGCUAUACAAUUGCUUUGGCGUAUUGUGUUCACAAAGGGCUACCAUUUUCAGCUUAUGGUGAACUUGCAUUUCUCUUAAUUCAAGCAAUAAUAUUAGUUGCAAUCAUUUACUACUACUCCCAGCCUGUUGGAACCACAACAUGGAUUAGGGCUUUGCUAUAUUGUGCUGUAGCACCAACCAUCUUAGGUGGCCAAAUUGAUCCAUUUCUUUUUGAAGCCCUAUAUGCUUCUCAACAUGCUAUCUUUUUCUGCGCUAGAGUUCCACAAAUUUGGAAGAACUACACCAAUAAGAGCACUGGGGAGCUCAGUUUCUUGACUUGUUUCAUGAACUUUGCUGGAUCCAUUGUGAGAGUAUUCACGAGUAUUCAGGAGAAGGCUCCAGUAAGUGUGAUUGCGGGUUCCCUCCUCGGUAUCGUGAUGAACGGCACGAUCUUAAGUCAGAUACUUGUUUACCAAAAGGCCCCUGCAAAGAAAGAAAAGAAAGUGGAGUAAACGUGGUGCGAUUCCAUUUACUUUAGAAUCAUUUCAAAAGUCGAAUGUUUCAAGUUUAAUUUGUGUUUAACAUAGCGUAUAAUACCUUGUAGAUGGAAUUAUAUGUUUCUCUUGAAAUUGUAGUAAGUGCUUUUUCAUGACGUUAUGUAACAUUCAUAUUCAUCAGAUUAUCAUGUAGAUAUAAUAUAUUGAUUGGACAUCCGAUUUUAUCAA
This is a messenger RNA of Ananas comosus (pineapple), 1068 nucleotides long. RefSeq names its product mannose-P-dolichol utilization defect 1 protein homolog 2. The coding region runs from base 130 to 855 and encodes 241 amino acids. The transcript has 8 exons. The record is from RefSeq and is a predicted model, not a curated record. Lineage: Eukaryota; Viridiplantae; Streptophyta; Magnoliopsida; Poales; Bromeliaceae.